Messenger RNA from Cimex lectularius (bed bug), 1368 nucleotides. RefSeq names its product probable phosphoserine aminotransferase. Lineage: Eukaryota; Metazoa; Arthropoda; Insecta; Hemiptera; Cimicidae. The record is from RefSeq and is a predicted model, not a curated record. Gene Ontology annotation, biological process: L-serine biosynthetic process. Gene Ontology annotation, cellular component: cytoplasm. The coding region runs from base 215 to 1294 and encodes 359 amino acids. Gene Ontology annotation, molecular function: pyridoxal phosphate binding; O-phospho-L-serine:2-oxoglutarate transaminase activity. The transcript is spliced from 8 exons.
UCCACUCUAAACUAAAGGCAGAAUUUGCAAAAUCUCAGUCUACAUAUUUCCCUUGUCGGAUUUAAAUACAGAUAAAAGAUCUUAUCAACAAAAAAAAACGUCAUUAGACCUUGAGUUUUGAUAAAUAACUAAUUUAACAGGAGUUGAAAGAUUAUUGCAGUUCAGUGUCAGCCUUGUACAGAGUGGAACUGGACAGGAAAAAAAUAAUAAAACCAUGGAAACUAUAAAUUUUGGCGCUGGCCCUGCCAAACUGCCCAGAGAGGUGUUGUGCAAGAUACAAAACGAACUGCUUGACUAUGGAAACACAGGGAUGAGUGUUAUGGAAAUGAGCCAUCGGUCAGCCGAAUAUGAAAACAUAAAUAACAAAGCUCAACAAUGUGUCAGAGAAAUUUUGAAUGUGCCAGAUAACUAUAAAGUACUUUUCCUACAAGGAGGCGGUACAGGGCUCUUUGCUGCUGUUGCCAUGAAUCUUAUUAAUAGGACAGGUUCCGCGGACUACUUAGUAACUGGAUCUUGGUCAGCAAAAGCGGCAAAAGAGGCUGCCAAGUAUGGAAAAGUAAAUUUGGUAUUGCCAAAAACUGACAAAUAUGUAGAUGUACCGAGCCAAGAUACAUGGAACCUUGAUCCGAAUGCAUCAUACGUUUAUUACUGCGCUAAUGAAACUGUUCAUGGUGUUGAAUUUCAGUUUGUGCCCGACACCAAAGGAGUACCUCUUGUUGCUGAUAUGUCCUCCAACAUGCUUUCGCGUCCGGUCGAUGUGAAAAAGUUUGGUGUCAUAUUCGCUGGAGCUCAGAAAAAUAUCGGACCUGCAGGUGUCACACUGGUGAUUGUACGGGAAGAUCUUUUAGGAAAACCAAUGCCCGUUUGUCCAACAGUGUGGGAUUUUACUGUAAUGGCGAAAGACAACUCUCUUCACAACACUCCACCCACUUUUUGCAUUUAUGUUAUGGGUGAAGUCUUCGAUUGGAUUAAAAAAAAUGGAGGAGUGGAAGGAAUGGAGAAGAGGGCAAAAGAGAAAAGCAAAAUGAUCUACUCGGCAAUCGACAAUUCCGACGGGUUUUAUAUAUGCCCCGUUAAAGACGCUGUGAGGUCUAGAAUGAAUGUACCUUUUAGAAUAAGUAAGACUGAAUUGGAGGAAGAAUUUUUAAAGGAGGCAAAGAAAUUGAAGAUGAUUCAAUUGAAAGGGCACAGAUUGGUCGGAGGAAUCAGGGCAUCUAUAUAUAAUGCCAUUUCAGUUGAAGAAACCACAUUUCUUUUCAAAUUUAUGAACGAUUUCAAGAACAAAUACAGCUAAAUAUUGUGAUCGCCAUAGUUUAUAUUAUUAGGCAUCUUUUACUGAAGCGAAUAAAUCGUCCAGUUUAUCUUCUA